Brassica oleracea var. oleracea is the source of this 1766-nucleotide messenger RNA. RefSeq lists its product as uncharacterized. The transcript has 6 exons. NCBI's taxonomy places the organism in Eukaryota, Viridiplantae, Streptophyta, Magnoliopsida, Brassicales, Brassicaceae. The record is from RefSeq and is a predicted model, not a curated record. Gene Ontology annotation, cellular component: plasma membrane. The coding region runs from base 248 to 1630 and encodes 460 amino acids.
GAAAUAAAUAAAUAAAACACAAUGAAGAAGGCAAAGUAAAGAAGUUGUUUUUGCUUUUCUUUUGGUUUGUGUGGUUCAUUAAUUCAUUCAUCUCUGAAUCUUCUUCUUUUUUCUGCAAAGGAACGAACACUCUUCAUCACCGCCAUAAUCUAUUUUAUCUCUCAGAAGAAGAAUCCGACCGACGUGGUUCAAUAUCAAGCUCUCACCUUUUUUUGAAGUCGGAAAACAAUGGUUUGAGUUUCCGGGGAUGGUGAAAUUCGCAGGUUAUUUGGUUCAUGGCUUCUUGUUAUUUAUUAUCUGGUUAUCAAGCUUCCAAGAUGUAGCUUCUCAGUAUAAAGUUAAUGACCACAGUAGCAAAACCACUACCUUUGAGUUAGCAAAUCCACCUGGUACUGGAGUAUCCGGCCCCAUUCAAAUAUCACCUUCCGUCAUCCCCAAAUACGAAUCCCCUCCUCUCCCUUGGACACCACCAAUGUACCCUACUUUCCCUGAUACAUACCAACCAAAGCUAACCGGUAAAUGCCCUGCAGACUUCCAAGCAAUCUCAAGCGUUAUAGAUACAGCAGCCUCUGAUUGCUCCCAGCCGUUCGCCGCACUCGUGGGAAACGUUAUAUGCUGUCCACAGUUCGUUAGCCUGCUUCAUAUUUUCCAAGGACAGCACAAGUCAGAUAAGUUGGUUCUGCCUGAUGCGGUUGCUGCAGAUUGUUUUUCAGAUAUCGUUAGCAUCCUCGUCAGCAAAAGAGCCAACAUGACAAUACCUGAGCUUUGUUCUGUAACGUAUUCGAAUCUUACUAGGGGUUCUUGUCCUGUGCAAGAUGCGGCAGUGUUCGAGAAAGCUGUUAACGGUAGCAAAUUACUUGACGCGUGUCGCACUGUUGACCCUCUUAAAGAGUGUUGCAAGCCGGUUUGCCAAGGUGCGAUUAUGGAAGCUGCGCUUGCUAUCUCUUCAGGAGGAUCAAACAACAACGUCAACGCGCUUAACGACUGCAAGAAUGUGGUGUUUUCGUAUAUCUCCAGGAAGCUUCCUGCUGACAAAGCAAACACAGCGUUUAGAAUAUUAUCGUCUUGCAAAGUCAACAAAGUUUGCCCCUUGGAGUUUAAGGAGCCAACGGAAGUGGUCAAGGCUUGCCGUAAUGCGGCUGCUCCAAGCCCUUCUUGCUGUACCUCCUUGAAUUCAUACAUUUCUGGGAUACGUAACCAAAUGCUGAUAACAAACAAGCAGGCCAUAGUCUGCGCAACGGUCUUCGGUUCUAUGUUAAGGAAAGGUGGUGUCAUGACAAAUGUCUACGAGCUUUGUAAUGUCGAUCUCAAAGAUUUCAGUGUCCAAGCAUAUGGAAUGCAACAAGGUUGUCUUCUCAGAAGCUAUCCUGCAGACUUGAUAUUUGACAACACAACAGGGUACAGUUUCACAUGUGACCUGACGGAUAAUAUUGCUGCGCCGUGGCCAUCUUCAUCGUCAGUGUCGUCUUUGUCUCUCUGUGCUCCUGAGAUGUCAUUACCUGCCUUGCCAACAUCGCAGCAGACCCAUAAAAAUCACGGGUUUCACGAUGAGGCGUUUGGAGCGUUGCGUCUCAUAAUUAUUUUGGUCUCUGUGGUGUAUGGUGCUGCGAGACAUCAAAAUGAGAUUUAGGAGGUUUUGGUUUUUUUUUGUAGUUAGUGAGGACUUUGGAUAAAAACAGUGGCAAGCUCAUUUUUUAUUUUCUUCUGUAUAUGUUUUGUUGUUAACAGGGUAAGGGGUGAUCAGUAAUAUAUCUUCUUAGUCUCUC